This is a messenger RNA of Solea senegalensis (Senegalese sole), 3112 nucleotides long. RefSeq names its product protein kinase C, delta a (gene prkcda). The transcript is spliced from 18 exons. NCBI's taxonomy places the organism in Eukaryota, Metazoa, Chordata, Actinopteri, Pleuronectiformes, Soleidae. Gene Ontology annotation, molecular function: ATP binding; diacylglycerol-dependent serine/threonine kinase activity. The coding region runs from base 236 to 2290 and encodes 684 amino acids. The record is from RefSeq and is a predicted model, not a curated record. Gene Ontology annotation, biological process: protein phosphorylation.
UCUUAGUCUUUACACCAGGUGAACGUCACAGUCUCUCUCUCUCUCUCUCUGUGUAAGGAGGGAGAGGGAGAGGGAGGGGGAGAGAGAGAGAGAGAGAGAGAGAGAGCGCGCGUCUCACUUCCUCAAUCGACGGAAUCAGUGAACGAAAAAACCACGAGGAAAAGAGUAACUUUGCGUGCGUCUGCUGCGGUGGAAUAGAGCGAGCACUGAGCAGGUGACCCUGGCACUUGUCACCAUGGCUCCUUUCUUGAGGAUCACCUUUAACUCGUAUGAGUUGGGCGUCCUGCCCCCACUGGAAGAUGCUCCCUUCUGUGCAAUCAAGAUGAAGGAGGCCUUGACAACUGAACGAGGUAAGACCCUGGUUCAGAGGAAACCUACCAUGUACCCAGCAUGGAAAGCUAGUUUUGAUGCGCACAUCUACGAGGGUCGUGUGCUUGAGGUAUUGCUGAUGAAGACAGCAGAAGAGCCUCUGGCUGAAGUCUCUGUCGGUGUGUCUGUCCUUGCCGAGCGCUGCAAGAAAGCCAACGGACGUGCGGAAUUUUGGGUUGAUCUCCAUCCUUCUGGGAAAGUAAUGAUGGCAGUGCAGUACUUCCUGGAGGGAGCGGAUACAGAGAGGAAGCAGGACGCAAAAGAGGAAGAGGCACCUACUCUGAACCGCAGACGAGGGGCAAUCAAACAAGCCAAGAUCCACUUCAUAAAGAACCAUGAGUUCAUUGCCACGUUCUUCAGACAGCCCACUUUCUGCUCCGUCUGCAGAGAGUUUGUUUGGGGGCUCAACAAACAAGGCUAUAAAUGCAGACAAUGCAAUGCAGCCAUCCACAAGAAAUGCAUAGACAAGAUUAUUGGCAGAUGCACCGGUACUGCUGCUAACAGUCGGGAUACUAUGUUCCAAAAGGAGCGCUUUAAGAUUGACAUGCCGCACCGCUUCAAGACCCACAACUACAUGAGUCCCACCUUCUGCGACCACUGUGGAAGUCUGCUGUGGGGUAUUGUCAAACAAGGCCUGAAGUGUGAAGAUUGUACCAUGAAUGUUCAUCACAAGUGUCAGGAUAAAGUCGCCAACCUUUGUGGUAUCAACCAGAAGCUACUUGCUGAAGCACUGACACAAGUCAGCCAGAAAUCGUCCACCCGCCGUUCAGAUCCAAACCUGCCUAAUUUGCCAGAUAUUGGAAUCUAUGACGAAGUUAAUAAACUUGCUGGAUUGGAAAUCAAUGAUGGAUCUGCCUAUGGCAGACUGUGGGAGGGAUCCAGUCCUCGGCCUCAGUCGCGUAUUACCCAUCUGACCCGCAUCAAUGUGGACAACUUCAUCCUCCACAAGGUUUUGGGGAAAGGCAGCUUUGGCAAGGUUCUUCUAGCAGAGCUGAAAGGUCACGGCGAGUACUUUGCUGUGAAGGCACUGAAGAAAGACGUAGUGCUGAUGGAUGAUGACGUGGAGUGCACUAUGGUAGAGAAGAGAGUCUUGGCUUUAGCCUGGGAAAAUCCCUUUCUCACACACCUUUACUCCACCUUCCAGACCAAGGAGCAUCUGUUCUUUGUGAUGGAGUAUCUGAAUGGAGGAGACUUGAUGUUUCAUAUUCAAGAGAAAGGGCGCUUUGAACUCUAUAGAACCACGUUCUACUCGGCUGAGAUCAUUUGUGGUCUUCAGUUUUUACAUUCCAAAGGGAUCAUCUACAGAGAUCUUAAGUUAGACAAUGUGAUGUUGGAUCAUGAGGGACACAUAAAGAUCGCCGACUUCGGGAUGUGUAAGGAGAACGUGUUUGGAGAGAAUCGUGCCACGACAUUCUGCGGCACUCCUGACUACAUCGCUCCUGAGAUCCUGCUGGGACAGAAAUACUCUUUCUCAGUUGACUGGUGGUCAUUUGGAGUGUUGCUAUAUGAGAUGCUGGUCGGACAGUCGCCUUUCCAUGGAGAUGAUGAGGAUGAGCUGUUUGAGUCAAUCCGCAUGGAUACUCCUCACUAUCCUCGCUGGAUCAACAAAGAGGCCAAGGACCUGAUGGAGAGGUUGUUUGAGAGAGACCCCACUCGCAGGCUAGGAAUCGUGGGUAAUAUUCGUUUACACCCCUUCUUCAAAGCCAUUAACUGGCAGGCCUUGGAGAGGAGGGAGGUUGAACCCCCCUUCAAACCGAAAGUGAAAGCACCCAACGAUUGCAGCAACUUUGAUCGGGAGUUCCUCAGUGAGAAGCCUCGGCUCUCUUACAGCGACAAGAACUUCAUAGACUCCAUGGACCAGUCAGCUUUCGCUGGUUUUUCAUUCAUCAACCCAAAGAUGGAGCACAUUUUAGAAAAGUAACUGUUCUUAUGACAAUCAGACUCGGGUCACGUCUCUACUGUUUAUGAGAUAGUUCACUUACUCUGUCACAGAGAAGUGAGCUGACCCACAUCCAGUAUUUGUGUGAACUUAUCUCAAGCACAAACUAUUCUUCAUGGGUACGUUUAGAAAAAAUAAGAGUAGAAAUAAGUCCUUGUACGGUACAUGUUAAUUUUAUUGUAUUUGUGUGCAUGCUAAUUAUUUGUUUAGGUUGUAAAGGCCUGUAUGAAUAAUAAUUUUAUGGCUGGAGGCUGAAAAGCUUUCACUGUAGCCAUUCUGCAUCUCUUUUUGGUCAGUUCUGUCAGUUCAACUCAAGUGGUAUUGAAUACUUGUGAACAGGGAAAGAAACAGAAGAAUAAUUUGUACUGUACACUUCAAAUGUAGAUUGUGUUAAUGAGGUGACAGCAUGUAAAGAAAGAAACCCCAUCUAUGUUCGUUGUUGCCUAAUUGUGAAUGUAUGAUUUCUUGCCUUGGAUUGGAUGAAUGUCUUGCAGAAAAAGAACUUGUGGUUGUCUGGUUGACUGAACAGUGCCAUGUAAAGAUCAAAUGUAAACAGAGCUACAGCUGUUUGUAAAUGUCCGACAGGGUCAGGGAUGGAUUGUGUGCAGUCGGGGGUGCAAAAAUGUUAGUAAUGGUACGCGACUGUAAACAAUACGCAGGAAGUCACUAAAAUGCUGUGUAGAUAAUAUGCAUAUGUACAGUAUGUUGAUGUAACAUGUUUAUUGGUUCACUCAGGAUGUACCUUUUGCUUUUUUUUAUUUUUACUCCAUCUUUUACAUCUGAUUAAAAUACAUCAACUCUCAA